AUGGGAGCCCCGCAGGAGAACGUGUCGAGGACCAACUGUUCCUUCUACCAACCUUCGGUUCUCCUCAUGACUGGCAUUCCUGGCAUGGGCACAAUCCAGCACCGGCUGGUCUCCAUCCCCUUCUGCCUGUUUUACCUGAUUGCCUUCUUGGGGAACGGCACCAUCCUCUUCAUCAUCCGGAGAACCCCAAGUCUCCACGAGCCCAUGCACUACUUCCUUUCCAUGCUGGCCGCGGUGGAUCUGGGCAUGGCAGCAUGCACUCUGCCCACCACGCUGGGCCUCUUCUGGUUUGACAUCAGAGAAAUUGGGUUUGACGCCUGCCUCACCCAGAUGUACCUCAUCCACGUCUUCUCUGUGCUGGAAUCCUCCGUCCUGCUGGCCAUGGCUUUUGACCGUUUUGUCGCCAUCGCGCGGCCUCUGAGGUACAAAGCCAUCCUGACCAAGGCCACCAUAGUGAAGAUCGGCCUGGCCAUGCUGCUGAGAUCGGCUGUCUCCCUCCUGCCCCUCCCCUUCCUCCUCAAGAGGCUUUCCUAUUGCAAAAACAACAGCCUCUCCCACUCCUUCUGCUUCCACCCGGACGUGAUGAAACUGGCCAACCCAGAUGACAUCACCAUCAACGUCCUGUAUGGCUUAGUGGUCAUUGUCACCACCGCCGGCAUCGAUUCUGUCUUCAUUGUGCUCUCUUAUCUUCUCAUCAUCAGGACGGUGGUCAGCCUGGGGGCCACAGGGAAGUGCUGGAAGACCCUGAACACGUGUGUCUCUCACAUCUGCGCGGUGUUGAUCUUUUUCAUCCCCAUGAUUGGCCUCUCCAUGAUCCACCGAUUUGGCCAGACUCUCCCCCCCAUUGUCAGCACUGUGGUUGCCUACGUCUACCUCAUCGUGCCCCCUGCUCUAAACCCCAUCAUAUACAGCAUCAAAUCCAAGCCGAUCCGGAAAGCUCUAUAUCGGAUGUUGCUUUGGAAGAUGGAGACCAUCUGAGACA
Messenger RNA from Heteronotia binoei (common prickly gecko), 982 nucleotides. Its product is annotated as olfactory receptor 51G2-like. Bases 1 to 978 code for a protein of 325 amino acids. The record is from RefSeq and is a predicted model, not a curated record. The transcript has a single exon. NCBI's taxonomy places the organism in Eukaryota, Metazoa, Chordata, Lepidosauria, Squamata, Gekkonidae. Gene Ontology annotation, molecular function: G protein-coupled receptor activity; olfactory receptor activity. Gene Ontology annotation, biological process: G protein-coupled receptor signaling pathway. Gene Ontology annotation, cellular component: membrane.